Hibiscus syriacus is the source of this 653-nucleotide messenger RNA. RefSeq names its product paired amphipathic helix protein Sin3-like 2. The coding region runs from base 16 to 339 and encodes 107 amino acids. The transcript is spliced from 2 exons. The record is from RefSeq and is a predicted model, not a curated record. Lineage: Eukaryota; Viridiplantae; Streptophyta; Magnoliopsida; Malvales; Malvaceae.
CAUUUAAACAUAACCAUGUUGGAUACAUACCCAUAUCCUAUAUUAACACCCAAGUCCGAUUCAUGCAUGCUUAAUCUGCUUUUGUUUACUGAUAUUUGCAGAAACAAGAAAAAGUAUGCAACUCUAGAUGAAUUUGCUGCUAUUUGCAUGGCCAUGGAAGGUGUUGAACUGGUUAAUGGUUUAGAGAAUAAGAUAGCUUGCAACUCGUACAAGAUUUCCUAUGUGUUGGACACUGAAGAUUUCUUCUUUCGUAGAAGAAAAUCACCUCAGAGCAAAUCUUCGUAUGAUAAUCAGGCAAGAGUACAAAGGUUCGACAAAUUUUUAUCGGCUUCACAAUGAUACACCAUUGUGCCUCGCACUGGCAAAAUAGUACGAAGCAAAACCAAAAUCCUUAAAUCUUGAGAGUUUUCCGGAUCCGGUGUAGCCUUUGUGUUACUUUGUAGAGGCCUUUGGUGCUACCAGAUCUUGAUAGGUUUCGGCAACCGGGCAUGAUGUUGCUUGUAUGUUAAUAGUUGCUGCUAGUUGGUCAUGCUAGUAGUGAAACAAGAAAGAUUGGGAAAUGUAGCAUAUUUGUAAGUUGAUAUGAGAAAAGGUCUGCCAUUAUUGUGUAAAUAGAUUUAUAAAAGAAAAAGAAGGGUUUGUGUUCUCAUCUU